GCGUCUUGACAAUAAUCCGCGUCUCCACUUACCAAAAAGAUGCUUGUCCGGCUGGAAAGAUCCAUCAUCAACGUCUCGUGGCUCCUCAACGUCUCCACUCCAUCACAUGAUGGCAAACACGAGCAGCUAACUGGGACACUUGAUGAUGACGCCUGUGAAGCAGCUAGGUCGCUGAGAUCAAUGGCCAGUGACAACCCUAGAUGCGCAGAGAUCAUGAUCCGUAAUGGUUUGUGUUCUGUAUUUGUUAAGAUCCUCAAACAAGGGUCGAUGAGGGUUCAAGCAGAGGUGGCUUGUGCCACGUCCGUGUUGGUCUCGAGCUUCUCCGAGAGCCAGGACUUGUUCGCACAACAUGACGUGAUUCAGCUCCUUCUAAGCCUUUUGACUUCAAAGCUCGAAGAGGACUCUUGGCACAUGAAGGCAAUGGCAGCAAAAGCUUUGAGGGAGCUAGCCAAAGGAAAUUCAUCUAUCAGCAAAAGCAUCAUCGAUUCAAAAAGAUUCUUGCGUUUCGCAGAUUUGCUUGAGAUACAAGACAGAGAAGUUAGGCUCAUCCUUGAUGGGAACCUGGCACGAUCAUUUAGAGCCGAUACAUCAAUGAUUGAAACAAUUGGUGAAGCUUCUUGGCCUAAGAGAUCGAGAGAUCAUUCAAGAGCAAUAGUAGAAGCUGGAGCUGCAAAGCGGCUCAUCGAGCUAUCUUCUUUAGGAUGUGAGAUUCGGAUUCCAGUGUUAGAGCUUCUGAAGUUCUGA
Messenger RNA from Brassica napus (rape), 744 nucleotides. RefSeq lists its product as uncharacterized. NCBI's taxonomy places the organism in Eukaryota, Viridiplantae, Streptophyta, Magnoliopsida, Brassicales, Brassicaceae. Gene Ontology annotation, molecular function: protein binding. The record is from RefSeq and is a predicted model, not a curated record. Bases 40 to 744 code for a protein of 234 amino acids. The transcript has 4 exons.